Molecule: messenger RNA, 1079 nt
Organism: Impatiens glandulifera
Lineage: Eukaryota; Viridiplantae; Streptophyta; Magnoliopsida; Ericales; Balsaminaceae
Product: tropinone reductase homolog
Exons: 5
Coding region: 52-858 (268 amino acids)
Molecular function (GO): oxidoreductase activity
Source: RefSeq, a predicted model, not a curated record
CGAAGAUAAUAAAAGAGAGAGAAGGAAAGAGAUAAUAAUAAUAAUACAAACAUGGCGUCCAAUGAAGGAUUGAGCAGUAGAGAACAAAGAUGGUCUUUGAAGGGCAUGACAGCUUUGGUCACUGGAGGAACCCGAGGAAUAGGGUAUGCCAUAGUGGAGGAACUAGCAGGAUUUGGUGCAAUAGUUCAUACAUGUUCCAGGAACCAAACAGAGCUUAAUCAAAGGAUUCAAGAAUGGGAAAACAAAGGAUUUAAGGUGACCGGUUCCACAUGUGACUUGUUUGAGAUAGGACAAAGAGAAGAACUCAUCAAGACUGUUUCAUUCCUCUUCCAUGGAAAACUCAACAUCCUUGUAAAUAAUGCUGCAACAACAAUGCUUAAAUGGGCAACAGAAGUGACAAUGGAGGAUUGGUCCCAUAUAAUUGGAACAAACCUAGAAUCCCCAUAUCAUUUGACUCAACUUGCUCAACCACUCCUCAAAGCAUCUGGCCGAGGAAGUGUUGUCUUUGUCUCUUCUGUCGCGGGUCUUAGGGCUCUUCCUGCUCUUUCUCCCUAUGCCUCGGCUAAAGCUGCCAUUAACCAACUUACUAAGAACUUGGCAUGUGAAUGGGCAAAGGACAACAUUCGGGUAAAUGCUGUCGCGCCUUGGGGAGUCAAAACCACCAUUACCAAACAGGAAGAAGUUGAUCCAUCGAUUAGUGCUUUGUUUGGAAAACUGAUCAUGCAAACUCCUCUACCUCGAAUAGCCGAGCCAGAAGAAAUUUCAUCAAUAAUAGGAUUCCUUUGCCUUCCUGCUGCUUCUUACCUUACUGGACAAGUCAUUUGUGUUGAUGGAGGAUACACUGCUGGUGCAUUCUAAGUUUUUAUUGGAAAGGCAAUUGGCCUUAAUUUGGAUAGAAGAUCAUCAAUGGCUAAUUCCCUCCUUGCAUACAUCUUAUAUAGUGAUGUAUAAUUGCAAUUUAAUAAAGUGUUUAAUCUUUGUAUUAUGAGACAAAAGUGUCUAUUGGCUGCAAAUACUUCUUAGUACCUUAUUAUAUGAUUGAGUUGUUUCAAAUUUAAUCUGAAAAAAUGAUAUUGGAA